UGUAGGAAAAUCACAUUUUAAUGGAAAUGAUUCAAAAAAUGGUAAGAAUUAUGAGGAGGGGCAAAACUAUACUACUUAUUAUGUAGGAACUGUUUAGAAAUACAUUGUAAAUACAUAGAAGAUACUUGGGCCUCUUGUUUUGAGAAAUACAUUUAACUUCAUAUGUCUAUUGAACUCAAAGUACACCAUAUUUCCUGCUGAACUAGUAACAGAGGGUUAAUUUUAUAGGGAUGACUGGACCGCUGUGUGAAACCAUCAUAGAUGUGUGUAAUCCUUCUCCGUGUCAUCAGGGGUCGAUCUGCAGUAAUGUGGCAGGUAAUGCUACCUGUACCUGUACACCUGGAUAUACAGGUCAACUGUGUGACCUUGACAUCAACGAAUGCGAAGGUCAACCAUGUGAAAACAAUUCCACCUGCCAUGACUUGGUCAAUGCUUUUAUGUGCACCUGUGUACCAGGGUUCACAGGGAUUCAUUGUUCAUUAAACCAGGAUGACUGUGACCCUGACCCCUGUCUCCAUAGCAGCACCUGUGUUGAUGGGGUCAAUAAGUACACAUGUACCUGCAAGCCAGGAUAUACAGGUGACACUUGUGGUGUGGAGAUUAACGAGUGUGGCCUUGACCCUUGUUUCAACAAUGCUACCUGUGUGGAUGGAAACAAUAGUUACACCUGUCAUUGCCUACCUGGAUUUACAGGGUUUACAUGUGAAGUGGAUAUUGAUGACUGUAUUGGGAAUCCUUGCUAUGGUGGUGCCACCUGUCGGGACCAAGUCAACUCCUACUCCUGUCUUUGUCCACAAGGGUUUACAGGUAAAACAUGCAGGGAAGAUAUAGAUGAGUGUUCUCCAUCGCCAUGUCAACAUGGCGGUACCUGCACUGAGCCAGCCGUCAACCAGUUCCUGUGUCAGUGUCCACGAGGUGUAUCUGGAGACACCUGUCAGCUCGUUCAUUCUGCCACAUUUGACAGUCAAAGCUAUGUCCAGUUACCUCCCCUGAAUUCCCUGGUCAGUGCAGGACAGAUGCAGUCAAUGGAUUCCAUGACAAUACUCCUGUCCUUCACCACAUCAGUACCAUCAGGAAUCCUCUUGUUCACAUCAGGAAUAAAUAGUGAUGGAAACUUUCAACAUGUAAGUGUAGAGCUGUCAGAGAAAGCCUUGAUAAUAACAUUAGACAUCGGUGACGAGACAAAGACGGGACAUAUCCCGCUUACCUCCCCUGUCCUGGGUGUAUACAACCACACACUCCAGGUGUCGCUAUCUUCGCCUAUCACCAACAUCACACUGGACCCUAAUAGUUGCUAUGACACUCCAACAUGUCAGCUUUCAUUGAAAGUUACUGAGUCAGACAAAAGAUGGCUGCUGGAGAACUUCCUGUUUGUGGGUGGUUUACAGACGUUAACACCGUACCAACGCAGCAAGCUCACCAUACCACAGGGAUAUGUGGGAUGUCUAGGGGAAUUGACCAUCAGUGGAAACAGAAUCAACCUGAUGUCUUCCAAUUUGUCAUCUGCUCUUCCAUUGGCUGGUUGUACACAACACGACUACUGUUCACCAGACUACUGUCAAAAUGGCGGCAUAUGUCAUGAUGCCUGGAGCAGACGUUAUUGUGAUUGCCCGGUUGGAUUUGAUCAUAGCCUCUGUCAGCACCAGAGUGAAGCUCACUUUGUCCCAGCUUCUAUGUUACAUUUCGCUGGGAUCCAGGAGAUUACACAGAUGUCCCUUUGGGUGUCGGCCGUUAGUCCUUCUGGCAUCAUAGCCUACACACUGGGAUUCGAAUCCAUGGCCUUGAUACUAGACAAGGGACAACUGAGGCUACAGAUCUUGGCCUCAAAUUCCGAGUAUUUGAGUCAGGUUGGUGAGAACUUAGACCAUGGUGACUGGUUCUAUAUCAACAUGAAGUUAGGGGCUGGCCAGUACAGUCUUCAGGUUUCCAGUAACAGUAAUGGAGUUGUCGGAACCUCCAGUGGAACCGUCGGUAAUUUCCUGACUAUCCAGAUGCCGGUGUUUUAUGGUCAACUGCAUGACCAUCCAGGUGUGAAUAAGUGGCGUGUUAGGGAAACUCCACUUCCUACUUACGACAGUUUUACAGGCUGCAUAAAAGAUUUAAUCAUCAACAACCACCCAGUUGACCUCCAAACAAAUCAAGCCUCCAUCUUUGGUAACGAUCCUCCCCUGGCUACACCUGGCUGCCCCAGGGAUGAAGUGUGUCGUCCGUCUCCCUGUCAGAACAAUGGUGCUUGUGUGGGAGGCUGGGGUGGUCAUUCCUGUACCUGUCCAGCCAACUACCAAGGUUAUAACUGUACAGAAGUUGCAGCAGCGUCCUACAAUGGCCUGAACAGCUAUGCCCACCUCCAGCUUGACCGCCAGAAGUUACCAUUUGGAGAUGAGGGUACAUUGGACUUUAAGACCAGACAGCACACAUCUACCAUGAUGUAUAUUCAGUUUCUGUCCAGUAGUGGUCAAUCCCUUGGCAGUCUUGAGUUCAGACUGUACAGACAGGCUCUGCAAGUCGUGGCUAUAUUUAGUGGUCAAGAAAGUGUUUUAGAGUUUCCGGUAAUCAUCUCUGAUGCCAUAUUUCACCAUGUCCAGUGGAGGAGACGUGGGUCAGACAUCGUCGUGGCGAUAGAUGGGAUGUCACAGGUCAUCAACACAACUUUCACCCCCUUCAAAGCUGAGAUAGCUCCGACCAUUGAGGUCUAUAUUGGAGCUAAACCAUUUCAACAAGGAUCUAUCUAUCUGAUUGGCUACUUCCUCGGCUGUUUACGAGACAUCAGCUUCAAUGGGAAAUCUCUGGACUAUAUUGAUGGUAGUGAUCCAAGUACUGGCCUUGCUGUCGCGGGGAUUUACAAGGUUGAAUUAGGUUGUCAUGGUAAUGAUGUGUGUAACCCUGACCCUUGUCCGAUAAAUGCAGCUUGUACAGACAUCUGGAAUUCCUACGAGUGUCCGUGUCUCCCUGGAUGGUAUGACAUGGACUGUUCAAAGAGUAUUGAUGACUGUGUUGACAAUCAGUGUCAAAAUGGAGCUUCCUGUGUGGAUGGUCACAUGACGUAUAGGUGUGACUGUGUGAGAGGAUACACGGGACAGUACUGUGAGUCGGUGAGGAUGAUGUGUAAGGAGAACAACUGUGUUACUGGUAACACUGUUAACUGUACAGACAUCUUUCCCUCAGAUUAUUCCUGUCUUUGUCUCCCAGGAUGGUCCGGCAAAAACUGUUCCCACGACAUUGACGAGUGUGCCAACCAGCCAUGUCAAAACCGGGCUUCGUGUCUCGACCUCAUCAAUGGCUACAAAUGUGUGUGUCCCACAGACUACUUUGGUGAGAUGUGCGAGUAUAAAUAUAUCUGUGCUUCCGACCCCUGCUUCAAUGGGGGAACAUGUCUUCCUCAUCCAGACAACGGUGAUUAUAACUGUUCCUGUGUACAGCGGUACACAGGUAGACAAUGUCAAAACUUUAACUUCUGUUUGAAUCAUGACUGUCAAAAUAAUGCUUCCUGUGUUUCUAAGGAAAAUGCAUAUGAAUGUCACUGCAUGUCAGGAUAUUAUGGUGCUUUUUGUCAGUUUACAGACUUCUGUGUGGUGAGACCAUGUCAAAAUGGCGGGGAGUGUAUCAAUGACAAAACCUCUCACUUGUGUAGGUGUAGUAAGCAUUACACUGGUACCAACUGUGAACAUCCCAUCGACAAGUGUGAAGUCAACCGGUGUCAAAAUGGUGGCUCUUGUUUUUACAACUCAUCACUUCCUGAGACAGAUUACCUUUGUGUGUGUGUGGAAGGGUUCAGUGGUUUUCACUGUGAGACUGACAUCAAUGAGUGUCUGUCCAAUCCAUGUUUAAAUGGUGCCACUUGUGUGGAGAGCUCACUAUCACCUUUCAAGUUUUAUCCGGGCUUCCUUUGCAAUUGCCAUCAAGGUUACUAUGGUGAGCGGUGUGAGAACGAAACAGAUGAGUGCUCCAGUUCACCAUGUUCUAACAAUGGCUCCUGUGUGGAUUUGGUUAACGAGUACAAGUGUAACUGUACCGGAGGAUUCCAGGGCAAGCACUGUGAGCUAGACAGACGGGGCUGUACAUCGAACCCGUGUCAGAAUGGUGCCCAGUGUCAGGAGGCUGACGAUACCUACAGCUGUGAGUGUGUGACUGGGUACACAGGAGAACACUGUGAGGAGAAUAUCAAUGAAUGUGUGAACAACAGUUGUCAGAAUGGAGCAACUUGUAUUGAUGAUAUUGGGGGAUACAAGUGUAACUGUCGUCCUGGUUACAGUGGCACAUACUGUGAUGACAUCGUUGAUUCCUGCUUCAGCAGCCCAUGUGCCAAUAAUGGCCGCUGUCACUACCAGGGGCUGUGUGACUGUACUGACGUCGUGGAUUUCUGUGGCUGGCACAACGAAACCUGCCAGCGUCUCCUUUGUAACAAUCGUGUGGAGUGUACCACAUACACUACCUCCUAUACAUGUGUUUGUGAUGGGACUGGUUUCCAUGGUAACAUCUGUCAGGAGGAUGUUAAUGAGUGUGAUGACCUGUCGGCGUGUGAACACGGUGGGUUGUGUGACAAUACAGUGGGUAAUUACACAUGUAACUGUGUUGACACUGGGUUCAUAGGUCACCGUUGUGACCAGGAUAUGGAUGAAUGUAAUGGUGUGGAUCCAUGUUUUAAUGGAGGUCUUUGUCUUAACUACAUUGGUUCAUUCCGCUGUAACUGCCCAGCCGGCUGGACAGGACAAACCUGUGGCCAGAACAUUGAUGAUUGUGCCAGUCAGCCAUGCAAAAAUGGCGGCUUGUGUGAUGAUAGAGUCAACAGUUAUGUUUGUGACUGUACAAAUUCUGGUUUCCAUGGCAACACCUGUGAGUAUCCAAUCAAUGAUUGUCUUGGGAACCCAUGUCUAAACAAUGGCCACUGUUUGGAUGAGAUAAAUGGAUACACAUGUGACUGCAGUGGAACAGGUUACCAUGGUGACCGUUGUGAAUCAGUGACAGACGAGUGUGCUUCGGUACCGUGUAGAAAUAACGGUACAUGUGUGGACGGGCGGGAAUCAUUCACAUGUAUCUGUACAGGAACAGGCUACAGUGGCGCUCUCUGUGAUAUUGAUAUCAACGAGUGCGAGUCUGACCACAAAUGCAUGGGAAGUGCAACAUGUGCCAACAAAGAUGGAGGAUAUGUGUGUGUGUGUGCAGACACCCACACAGGUACAUACUGUGAGACACUUCUAUCUCUGAAAGCUCCGGAGGACAGCAGUGCAGGAGUCAUCGCUGCCUCCGUCAUUAUUAUCAUCAUUCUCAUUGCACUUGUCCUUGGAUAUGUUGCAUGGUACAUGAAGAAAAGUCGGAAAAUGCAUGGGCGUUAUCGGCCCUCCGAGGAGGAAAAUUCAGCCAACACUUCCAUACCACUGGAGAAAAUGCUUGAUGUUACAACAGGAGAGCGUCUUAUCUAGAGGAUCAACUUACUUAUAUACUACACCAGUAGGAAUAACUGUAACUUAUGUCAUGUCAGUUUAACAAAUAACAUUUUAAUGAAAAUUGAUCUUAUAUCCAGACUGUCAUACAUGCAUCCGAGGAGAAUUAUCAUGGUAAACACUAACUGAUUACAGCAUAAUGCAAAAUAUCAAACUGAAUAUGGUAAUCUGUGCAAGGUAUUUGCAUUUUGAUUUUAUGUUAUUUCCUUCUAUAAAUAGCCUUGACCAAAGAUCCUUGAUUGUAUAUAAGUUUUGUGUGUAGAUAUAGAAAUAGAGGACCUGCUGGCCUGAUCAGGAGUACACUAUGCUAGGUUGUGAUUUUUUUAUAUUACAAAAGAAACAUUGUUACCUGUACCCCGAUUUAGUAGAGAUUUGUUUUACAGUCUCAAGGAGCUGUGCUUUAUAAUAUUGAAGUUUUCCUGUUGCUCUAUUGAUAUACAUGUAUAGUAUUGGUGAUGAUUUAUGGUCACAGACACGAUUGAUUUCUUUUCCCCCCAAAAGGGAAUGUUUUUAGGUAAAAUGUUUUAUACAAGUACAAAAUUAAUUUACUACAUCCUCAUUUUUGAGGUAAAUAAUUAAUUGAAUUUCUUAUUGCCGGAAUAUACCAGUUAUAGGUGAGAUUUUACGUCUGAUUAAAUAUAGGAUAUUAGUAAUAUUUACCACUGAUUCCAUUAUAUUGGUAUAGUGUAAAGUUUAAUUUCUAAUUUAUCAUUCCAAUGGUUUCAAUUAAAGUCAUGUAUAUUGAAAAUGUUUGAUUUAUAAUCUAUCAUUCCGAUGGUUUCAAAUUAUUAUAUACUUUACAUGUAAUUUGGAAAUGUCUGAUUUAUCAUUUAUCAUUCCGAUGGUUUCAAAAUAUUAUACAUCUACAAGGUAUAUAUUAAAGAUAAUAAUUUAUGGGAUGUUUUGUUGUAUGCCGUUGUCAUAAUGUUUUAAUUCUUUUAUUUUUUUGUAUGUGCAAUAUUUGGUUAAUGCGCAAUAUUUUUCCAUGCUUUCAUGUCUAUGUUUUGGCUUCAUAUCUGCAAUAUUAAAACUUAUUUCAAAUUUCACUAGGGUUUUCUACCAAUAUAUAUAUAUUUUUAAAGCACUUUUUAUAUGAUAGGGAAUGUGUACAUGUGAUAAGAACUGGAGGCUGUAACAUUGAUAGGAUUAUUUUCAUUAUACAGAAGACUACCCUAUAUCUGAUUUCCUGUUUCAUGCAAUAUUAUAUGUUUUGUACACUUUAAUUUAUUGCAAUCACCUUUUGCCUGUUUCAUUUAUCUGUAAAGAAAAAAAACACUUUUUACUAUCAAAAUCCCCUAUGAACUAAAUUUGUAUGAAAAAUUAUGAAAUUAUGGCUAAAAUGAACCAAAGUUGUAGAUAAAUAGAAUCUAACAUGGGUCUGUUCCGUGGACAGGGAUAUCUCAACCCGAGUGUAAGAGUUUGGCCAGUCAGCACGAGGCUUGCCGUGUGCUGGCCAGCCAAACUCUUACACGAGGGUUAAGAUAUCCUUGUUAGCGGAACAAGGAGAUUGUUGCUAAGAUCUUGCCAUAUUUAAGAUUUCCCUGACAGUCACAUUCUAAGUCUCAAAUUUAUUUAGUCCCUCCAUAUAAGGGCAUCUCAGAUUUGAUAAUUACAAGAUUGGAAUUCAGUAAUUAAUAACUUAUAAAUUAUGUAACAAAGAUAAUUAGAAAAAUAUUACCAUGGUAAUUAAACACUGCAUGCAUUUAGUUAGAUUGAUGAAACUUCAUGCACUGUGUAUUUCCUUUGAGUUACAGGUCUACCUUUAUUUCAUUCAUUUUUAUUUUUUUUGUUAAUUAAAUAUAUUGCAUGAAAAACCUUUCCUUUUAAUUACAGCUUAUCACAUUCAAUAUAUAAAUGUUAAUAGAUUAUAGUCGUACGAAUAACAAAUUUUACUUUUUGAAAUAUGACUAUAUAUAAAAGAUUCCUGCACGUGUGAUUUACAAAUUACCCCCCAGUACCAGUACAUUUGCUAUACAUGCAUAUAUUUUUUUAUUCUGUGCUUAUUGAUUUAAAAGUUAUCAAAGAGUGUUCAAAUUUCCGUUUAGUGACAAUUGCUAAAAUGUAAUUAAUGUUGAUUUACUGCAGUAACAGUUAAUGCCUAUGUUCUUUGAUCUAAUUUUUCAUCUAUGAUGCCCCUGGAAUAAUGUGAUAUUUUUUCUUAUUUAUAAGUGUGUCUCCUUUACCUGUUAGGUUUAUAAGUGUGUCUCCUUUACCUGUUAGGUUUAUAAGUCUAACUCCUUUACCUGUUAGGUUUAUAAGUCUAACUCCUUUACCUGUUAGGUUUAUAAGUGUGUCUCCUUUACCUGUUAGGUUUAUAAGUCUAACUCCUUUACCUGUUAGGUUUAUAAGUCUAACUCCUUUACCUGUUAGGUUUAUAAGUCUGACACCUUUACCUGUUAGGUUUAUAAGUGUGUCUCCUUUACCUGUUAGGUUUAUAAGUCUGACUCCUUUACCUGUGAGGUUUAUAAGUCUGACUCCUUUACCUGUUAGGUUUAUAAGUCCGACUCCUUUACCUGUUAGGUUUAUAAGUGUGUCUCCUUUACCUGUUAGGUUUAUAAGUCUGACUCCUUUACCUGUUAGGUUUAUAAGUGUGUCUCCUUUACCUGUUAGGUUUAUAAGUCUGACACCUUUACCUGUUAGGUUUAUAAGUGUGUCUCCUUUACCUGUUAGGUUUAUAAGUGUGUCUCCUUUACCUGUUAGGUUUAUAAGUCUGACACCUUUACCUGUUAGGUUUAUAAGUGUGUCUCCUUUACCUGUUAGGUUUAUAAGUGUGUCUCCUUUACCUGUUAGGUUUAUAAGUCUGACUCCUUUACCUGUUAGGUUUAUAAGUCUGACUCCUUUACCUGUUAGGUUUAUAAGUCUGACUCCUUUACCUGUUAGGUUUAUAAGUGUGUCUCCUUUACCUGUUAGGUUUAUAAGUCUGACUCCUUUACCUGUUAGGUUUAUAAGUCUGACUCCUUUACCUGUUAGGUUUAUAAGUGUGUCUCCUUUACCUGUUAGGUUUAUAAGUCUGACACCUUUACCUGUUAGGUUUAUAAGUGUGUCUCCUUUACCUGUUAGGUUUAUAAGUGUGUCUCCUUUACCUGUUAGGUUUAUAAGUCUGACUCCUUUACCUGUUAGGUUUAUAAGUCUGACUCCUUUACCUGUUAGGU
Pecten maximus is the source of this 8593-nucleotide messenger RNA. RefSeq names its product neurogenic locus notch homolog protein 1-like. Gene Ontology annotation, molecular function: calcium ion binding. The transcript has 18 exons. The record is from RefSeq and is a predicted model, not a curated record. Gene Ontology annotation, biological process: establishment or maintenance of epithelial cell apical/basal polarity; heterophilic cell-cell adhesion. NCBI's taxonomy places the organism in Eukaryota, Metazoa, Mollusca, Bivalvia, Pectinida, Pectinidae. Bases 231 to 5420 code for a protein of 1729 amino acids. Gene Ontology annotation, cellular component: plasma membrane; protein-containing complex.